AUGUCUCAAGAAAGCCCGGAUGUGUUUUUCAGGGAGGAGCGGAGCGAGCUCCUCGAGGGGAGCCUGAGUGACCACCUCAGCGAGUUCAAGAAACGAGAGCACGUGUACCUGGCGUGCAUCUCCUCGCUGGAAAAGGAAAUAUGCCAGACGCACACCUACCUUAACGAAUGGAGGAACAUGCACUUGUACGAAGACGAGGAGGGGAGGACCCUAAAGGACGACAUCAUGAACGUGAACUCACUUAGGAAUCUGCUAAUAGACCCAUCCAUAAAUUUAGAGAUCAAAGAAUUGAGGCAAAAAAUCUACGAAGUAACGAGGAAAUGGAAUCUCGCAGAGGAAAAGCUACAAGGAUUUACUUUUGACGCACAAGCAACGGCAGGACAAAGACUCAUAAGUAAGUGUAAAAAAUUGCAAGACGAAAAUUAUGAGCUGGGAAAAACACUGGAAGAGAAUACCCUGCAGCCUCUAUCCAUACAGAUAAUUAACAUGAAAGAGCAAAUGCUUUUUUAUAAAAAUGAAUUGAAAAUCUUAAAAGAGCUGAAUGCAGACAUUGAUGAAGAUAAUGAGCUUUUAAGUCAGCAGUUGGGAGAGCUUUCGAAAAAGUAUACGGAGAUCAGUAAGGAGAAAGCUGAGUUGGAGGAGAAAAAUUUCCAGCUGAGGAACCACGUCAGUGCGCUGCAGCACAAGUUGAGGGGGCAAACUCACCCCCACCAGGGCGACAGCCUCGGGGACGUGGAUAGGAGCAAUUACGGUUGGAGCGGUCACGGUGCGGACAGUCGCCGUGGGGACAGUCGCGGUGGAAGUCCACGCAGCAGGAGCCGUCGCAGUACGAGCAACCAUACCUACGGGAAAUACACAGCGGAGCGCCGCCACGACACGUACUCCCCCCGCAGCACAUCCCCGCGCCACAAUAAUCGUAGCGGUAGCCACAGAGUUAGCCAAGCGAACUACGAGGACGGCCACCCGGUCGGGGGAGGAUACUCCAAGUAUAGACAAGACGACAGGCACAGGAACUUCCAUCACGAUGAAGAGGAGGGUGUGUUCAGGGAGGGCUACAAAAGAAGUGACUCUCACUUGAGAGAACGAAAAAGCAACCCCGACGAUGACCCCCGUACGUACUAUAAUGGCGACACGUACAGGAAGAGGAGUUCCGAGGAAAGCAGGGAAAGGAAGUAUAGGAAACUGGACCGGCACCACCACAGGGAUGGGAAGGCGGACAGGGAAAGGGGGAAGGAAAAAGAGAAGGAAAAGGAAAGGGAGAGGGAGAAGGAAAAAGAGAGGGAGCGGGAAAAGGAAAGGGAACGGGAAAAGCACAAAGUGAAGGAUAGGCAGAGGAGCCGGAGGGACCGGGAUAGGGAUAGGGAAAGAGAACGAGAUAAGGACAGAGACCGAGAUAAGCAUAGAGAUCGAGAUAAGGAUAGAGAACGUGACCGUGAGCGGGACAAGGCCAAAGAUAGGACCAAAACGAAAGAACGCGAAAAGGCGAAAAACAAGCAUAGAAGCAAAAAUAAGGAAAAGGAAAAGGGAAAGGGGAAGGGAAAGGAAGACGAAAACUACGACAGCAGCAACUACUCAGAACCGAAGAGAAGAUCUACCAAGGAUCAUGGUGAUGACCGUCGGGACAGUUCCAGGGUGGAGAAAUUCGACCACUCCAACGCGUCUUAUAAUGGGGAAGCCGACGACAAGGCGAGCGAAUUUGACCGCUACGUCUACCUGCACAAGUGA
This is a messenger RNA of Plasmodium inui San Antonio 1, 1725 nucleotides long. RefSeq lists its product as hypothetical. Gene Ontology annotation, biological process: regulation of alternative mRNA splicing, via spliceosome. The transcript is spliced from 2 exons. Gene Ontology annotation, cellular component: nucleus. Bases 1 to 1725 code for a protein of 574 amino acids. NCBI's taxonomy places the organism in Eukaryota, Apicomplexa, Aconoidasida, Haemosporida, Plasmodiidae. The record is from RefSeq and is a predicted model, not a curated record.